GCCACCCAUCCAUGUAAACAGCUUCCUAACCGUGAGGCUGUAAAAGAUGUUAAUUCAGCAGACCGUACUAAUUUGCGUGGCGUUCUACUUAACUUUACAAUUAGUGUGCGUUGAUGCUCAUCAUGGUGGUGGCGGCGGUGGCCUGGGAAUACUUCUGGCAGCAGGUUUGGUUGCAAGCUUACUCCGUGGUCACGGACACACGUCACAUCAUCACCACGUUCAUCCAGUGUAUAUUCCUAUUCCAGUUAAACACCACAGUCAUCAUCAUCCUCAUGACCACCAUCAUGAAGAAUAUGGCCAUCAUCACAACCAUCAUGCAGAAUAUAGCCAUCAUUCAGAUUACUGAGAGCCAAUUUUGUUAAGUCUACUUUUUUCACUGUUAUAAAAAUCAGUAACUAUUUAAACAUUUUUAAAUAAAAUACCUAUUCAGGCAAAAAAAAAUUCCAUCAACAAAAGAAUGCUUCCUAAUAUUCAAUAAGUUAUACACACUUUAACUAUAAAAUAAAAAGAAAACAUCUUACAUAAACCUUAUUUAAAAAUAAUAAAGUGCAUUUCUAGUUAGAUUUAAUUUCAUCACUAAUGAUAUAAAGUUAUAUUUAAUUUCAUCACUAAUGAUAGAUUUAUCAGAAUAAUCUUUGAGAAACUUUGACUUCAAAGAAGCAAUCUUCAGAAAAAGUCAGUUAUCUGAUAUUUUUAACAUUAUCUGUAGGCUAAGACAAAAUUAUUGCUGUUAAUCUGUUUCGACAUGUAUUUUAAAAUAAUUUUUAUAGGUCACUGGUUAAAUCCAAAUAUAAUUAUAAUAAAAUAAAAAUUUGAUCUGACACCAGCAGAUGUAGUAGUAGUACACUGUUAAAGCUGCAGUUAAUAUAUUCAUUAAUAUUUUACCAUUUGCACAUGAUCUGUUAUAUAUUAAUCAGCAUACAGCUUUUGGUUUAACCCUAAAUG
Parasteatoda tepidariorum (common house spider) is the source of this 945-nucleotide messenger RNA. Lineage: Eukaryota; Metazoa; Arthropoda; Arachnida; Araneae; Theridiidae. The record is from RefSeq and is a predicted model, not a curated record.